CGAGUGUGACAUCCCUGCCCUGCCCUGCCCUGCCUCUUAAACAGCUGGCCUUUUUUGAUUAGCCUCCAUCCAGCCUCCUCCUGCAGGCAAAGAUAAUUUAUUUCGCCAGGUUUUCUUUGCCUUCUUAUAGCCGCAGUGGUUAUUGUGAGUUUCUUGUGGGUAGCUGGACUAGAGAUCCUUUCAAAAGAGAAGAAAAUAUAGCCAUGAUUUAGCAAGGUUCAAUCUCUGGGUCUCCCUGGAGAAGUUCUCGAGAUGUUACAAGGUCCUUUUUCAAACUGUAGAACCUGGGGGGCUUUCCGGGGGUCUCUACACCCCUCUCUGCCUGGAAUUUUGGUCUGUUCCGGCAAAACCUUUCUCACAUUCUGGAGAUGGCAGUUGAAUGAAAGAAUUCUGCCGGGGAGGGUGGGGGCAGCCAGGGGUUAGAGGGUGACUGGAAACAUGAAGGCUAACGAUGACCUUCUAAUCUAAGCCAUACAUCUGGCCAACGUUUUCAGUCCAGGGUUAGGAGAUGUUAGGGUCCAAAACCCAUAUUGAGAUGAUCUUGGGUUCUCCUGCGUAGACAACAUCUCCAGGGCCCCUUCCAAGAAUUCCUGUUGACUGGGCGGCAUGAGCUCCAUCCUUGGUUGAAAGGUCUUCAGGAUGGACCUGAAGGAACUAGGCCGAGGAAAAGCUGAAGUGAAGUAACCGCUGGGCUGGGCGUGAAGGGAGUCCUUUUUGGAUGACUAUUGAAAAGAAUGCCGUUUCUUCAUGGCUUCCGUAGAAUCAUCUUCGAAUAUCAGCCUUUAGUAGACGCUAUCUUGGGGUGUCUGGGAUUACAAGAUCCCGAACAUCAGGAGUUGCCAGAGAGCUCCAGGUCUGUGGCCGAAGACCAGAGCAAAUUUCUGGUUCUCCAGAAGCUGUUGGAAAGCGAGUCCCAGUCGGCUUUUUACCAAGAAGGCGUGAGCUACACCUUGUUGAAGGUCGCUGAGCUUGGGCUGGUCCAGGCAGCUGAACUCCUUUUGCACAAUGGGGCAGAUAUCACCUUUGAAGAUCCGGUCACUUACUACACAGCCUUGCACAUCGCGGUGCUGCGGAACCAGCCUGACAUGGUGGAGCUGCUGGUGCAACGCGGCGCAGACAUCAACCGCCGAGACCGGAUUCAUGAAAGUAGUCCUCUGGAUCUAGCCAGCGAAGAGCCGGAACGCUUGCCUUGUCUGCGGCGUCUCCUAGAACUCGGGGCUGAUAUCAACGCUGCUGAUAAACAUGGAAAGACAGCUUUGCUGCAUGCGCUGGCCAGCAGCGACGGGGUUCAAAUCCACAACAUAGAAAACAUCCGGCUUUUGUUGGAAGGAGGCGCAGACGUCAAGGCCGCCACCAAAGACGGGGACACGGUGUUCACCUUCAUCAUCUUCCUGCUGGGCGAGACGGUGGGCAGCGACGCCGAAGAGGCCAAGCUGAUCAACCACUUCUGCUUCCAGGCCACACGGCUGCUGAUGGCCCAUGGGGCCAACCCCAGCGAGUGCCCGCCUUACGAGUCCCUCACCCACCUCUGCCUCAAGAGCUUCCGGCUGCAUUUCCCGCUGCUGCGCUUCCUCUUAGAAUCGGGGGCCUCACCCAGCUGCUCCCUCCACGGACCUGCCUGCUGGUCCGGCUUCGACACCAUCUUUGAGCGCCUCUCUUCCCAUCUCAGCGAGUCGGAGGACGACAGCUUCUCCUUAGACUUGCUGCAGAAAGCCGAGAUCGCCCUGGAGCUGAUGAUGGCCAGCGGCCCGGUGGUCAAGCUACCCAGCAACUUCCAGAUUGACCUGAGCCACUGCCGGUACCACCAGGAGAAGAUUCAGGCACUUUUCGGGAAGCUGAAACAGCUGGAGAACAGCCCGCCUACCUUGAAGCACCUCUGCCGAGUCUACCUGCGGCAAUAUCUCCAACCUUGGCCCGUGGACGUCAAGGUGAAGGCCCUCCCUCUGCCCAACUGCUUGAAGAGGUACCUCCUUAUAGAUCCAAGUGCCUCUCUGGAGCAGGUGUGACCUCCCCAGAUGAGAAUGGACCUCGGACAUUUGCCAUCCCGGAUCUCGCCACGCUGCGCAGCCAGUGCAUGAACUGCAAGAUCUCCGUUCAGUGUCCAACAGCCGGUUACGUGGUGUCUGUGGCAGCCCACUUGAGUGGUGGCUACAUGGGAAUGAAUUGGACUGGGGGGAGGUGGAAUCUGCAACAGAAUCACAUCCUGAUGGCAGCUAAGCUGGUGGAAAAGCCCUUUGUGGAGUUGUGUGCCAGCCGAGGAAGGAUUCGCCCCUCUGUGCCAAAGGAUUGUGAGGUUGUGUAGGCUUAUGCUGAAGCCGUAUUGAACACCCAGGGUUGGGACAGGAAUGUCAACAGCUGAUUAAAAGGAUGCCCCUACGCUGUUCA
Crotalus tigris (Tiger rattlesnake) is the source of this 2385-nucleotide messenger RNA. It is a transcript of the gene ASB6, whose product is annotated as ankyrin repeat and SOCS box containing 6. The record is from RefSeq and is a predicted model, not a curated record. NCBI's taxonomy places the organism in Eukaryota, Metazoa, Chordata, Lepidosauria, Squamata, Viperidae. The coding region runs from base 735 to 2006 and encodes 423 amino acids. Gene Ontology annotation, molecular function: protein binding. The transcript has 6 exons. Gene Ontology annotation, cellular component: BRCA1-BARD1 complex. Gene Ontology annotation, biological process: protein ubiquitination; intracellular signal transduction.